Oncorhynchus mykiss (rainbow trout) is the source of this 5750-nucleotide messenger RNA. The record is from RefSeq and is a predicted model, not a curated record. Lineage: Eukaryota; Metazoa; Chordata; Actinopteri; Salmoniformes; Salmonidae.
GAGAGUUAUACAGUCGCACAUGGGUAGGCCAAGAGUCCUCGUGUCUCUGUUUAAUCUUUCAGAUUUUAGAUGAGCUCUGAUGUCAGUUUAGUUAUUUGAUUGUUGUUGAAAAUAUUAGUAUCUCCAUAUCAGUAACAUUCAACAAUAUGGGUGGAAUUGGAAUUACUUGAGCCCGGGAAAUUCGGAGUUUCGCGGAGGCCUCAUUGAUGUCAAUGGGUCAUGGCGCAAAGGAAAAGCGCAAAUAGUUACUCCCAGUUGGCUUAUAUUUGGCACAUUAUAUCCUGCAUACUACUCAUACAAAGCUGUCAAGUCAAAGGAUGUGAAGGAAUAUGUAAAAUGGAUGAUGUACUGGAUAAUAUUUGCCCUAUUCACCACCAUGGAAACCAUCACAGAUAUAUUUAUCUGUUGGGUUCCUUUCUAUUAUGAGCUGAAGAUUGCCUUUGUGGUAUGGUUACUGUCUCCCUACACAAAGGGGUCCAGCGUUCUAUACAGGAAGUUUGUUCACCCAACACUUUCUUCAAAAGAAAAGGACAUUGAUGACUAUCUCUGCCAAGCAAAGGACAAAAGCUACGACACUCUGGUGACUUUUGGGAGGAAAGGUUUGAAUGUGGCAGCCACAGCUGCAGUACUGGCUGCGACAAAGAGCCAAGGAGUACUGUCAGAUAGACUGCGAAGUUUCAGCAUGCAGGACUUGUCUGCCUACCAGUCCGACCCAACUGAGAUGGACCCUGGAUCUGUCCACACCCAGUCUGCAGCUGGACAACAAAGGGCCAGGACGAUGAUGCGCAGCAAGUCAGAGAUCGGCUACACCAAGGGGCAGGACUUUGACAUGACUGAAUAUGAGGUGUUGAGCUUCGAUCAGUGUGACACCAAGGAACCACUGUCCCAUCCUAUUACGCCCCCCGAACCCAUGACUGAACCCACACCCCCUCUGACCAUCCAGUCCUCUCUACCCUCUCCACCUCCAUCCCCUGCUCCCCCAGCAACAGAGCAGACUGAGGACAUGAGGAUAGGGGGGAAAACAUCCACAAGCUCCCCACAGCUCAGGUUGAUUAAGAGGAAGGUACCAGAGCCUCCUCCUAGAGUCUUAAGGCCUCUCACAAGAUUCAGGAGUGCCCAGCUGUCUUCAAACAGAGAGGCCAUGUGAUGUUCUGUGAAUGCUCCCAAGACUGCUUUAGCUGCGAGGGGAAGAGGGUAAAUAAGGAAAUGUGGCCUAAAGCUAAAUGUAUAAAGCAGCCUUGUUUUAGAAUAAGGAAACCAAAGUGACUUGUGAAAGUCUAUACACCCCUUGCACAGUAUUCAUAUUUUGCUGCCUUAACAUUUUAUCAAAAAAUUCUGGGGCUCUACAAAACUUACUAAACAUUUUCAAAGUGAAAGAAAGUUAUUAUUAUUGCAAAUGUUUUUCAAAUGAGAAUCUACAGUAACAAAACAUAAAUACAGCAACAAGUUACAUUGGUACUAUCCUAGCUGUUGGACAAUAAAAAAUACUAUAUAAGUAAGUACAUAACAUCCCCUACCACGUUUAGCAUGGGCCAUAACUUCCCCUACCACGUUUAGCAUGGGCCAUAACUUCCCCUACCCAGUUUAGGAUGGGCCAUAACAUUCCCUACCCAGUUUAGGAUGGGCCAUAACAUCCCCUACCCAGUUUAGGAUGGGCCAUAACAUCCCCUACCCAGUUUAGGAUGGGCCAUAACAUCCCCUACCCAGUGAGCAUGCGAUGGCGGUGUAUCUGACUUCCACUUAAAAAUAAUAAGCGGGCGGGCCAGAAGGAACGAGAAGGCUAUGGCCUCUGCUUGGGUGUUACAGAAAAUAAACCCUUCGGGGGCUACCCCGAAAAUAGCGACAGAGGGAUCUGGGGCAAUUUCCUUAUUGCAUAUAUAUGAGAAAGUCUCAAAGAUAGAGGACCAAAAUGGAACUAGUGUCGGGCAUGACCAGUACAUGUGAUACAGAGUGGUGGGUGGCUGAUGACAUCUAGAGCAGGUUGGGUCUAUAUCUGGAUGCAAUCUGGUAAUCUGCAAAAUUGUAGGCGAUUAAAUACUUGAAACUGUAGUAACCCAGGAUUGCAGCAUGCAGGUGAUAUCGGAGAUCUCGCUUCCAAACUCUUCCUCCCAUGAAUGCUUUACAUGGUCAAGAGUGGGGCAUGCAAUAUUAUGAAUAAUGUCAUACAGCAUAGAAAUGUGUCCCUUUACUUAGGGAUCCAGGUUCAAACGUAAUCAAGCCAGCUGGUGGGUGGGAGGGAUGGGAGAAGCUUUUUUGUAAAGUUGCGAAUCUGCAGGUACCUGAAGAAAUGUGUCUGGGGUAUACUGUGCUCUCUAACUAGAUGGUCAAAGGGGAUAAAUACACGGUAAUGGAAAAGGUCUGUUACACUCUUCAAUCCUUUCUGAAACCAUAGCUGGAAGGCUGUGUUUAUGAAGUAGGUCGUGAAGAGUGGGUUGGAAAUAAAAGGCAUGGAUGAGAUAGCUUGUCUAUAUCCAAAGUGGAUCCUAAACUGAGACCAUAUACUUAGAAAAAAGGGUUAGAAAAUGGUUAUUCGGCUGUCCCCAUAGGAUAACCCUUUUUGGUUCCAGGUAGAACCAUUUUUUCUAAGAGUGUAUCCAGAUGUAACUUUUCAUAAUAGUGUUGUUUGAGUGGUAUUAUUUGCUCAAUGGUAGGGUGGCACAGACUAAGGAGACCGGGGAUGAUGUUUGACAUGAGUGCUUUUCAAUAAAGGACCACACCAUUCCUUCCCCAUCUAAAAAUACAGAGACCCAAAAGGUUAUCUUGUGACUAUCGGCAGGGACUGGAGUUUGUCAGGAUCAAAAGAAAUAUGAAAGGAGCAAAGCCCAGGUAAAAAGUUAGAGGAAAACCUGCCUCAGUCUUCUGAAAACUUAACUCUUGACUAGAGUUGUAUUUUUCCAUGGGACAAUUACACACAUUUUAAUAACAAAGACACACAAGAAUGGCUUUCCAAGAGGUGUUGAGCGUCAUGAAUAGUCCAAUCGCCAUCCUGACUUAAAUCGGCUUAAAUAUUCAGAGACAAUAUUGCUAUCCAUCAAUGAUUCCCAAACUAAUUUACUGAGCUUGAGCAAUUUUUACAAAAACAAUGGAUAUAUGUUGCCCUAAGAGUUGUGCAUAGUUUGUCAAAUCUUGUAAAAAAAAUAUUUUGAGCUCUAAUUGCUGCCAAAGUUGCUUACACAAAGUACAUCCUCAUUCUGUACUUCUUAGUCAUUUAGAAACGUUUCUAUAAUUGUUCCUUCACUUGGAAAAUGUGGAAUAUGUUGUGUAGAUAGGAAAACAAUCACAUUUAAUCCCUUUUAGAUUACAUUUUAAGGCAGCAAAAUGUGAUGACUGUGCAAGUGGUGUGUAGACUUUCACUAGCGACUGUAGGACCUCUGGCAUAUACUGUAGUGUAAAGGAGACAGAGGGUGUGUGCCAUCGAGGUAGCACACACACACACGAGUGGAUUCCAUAGUGUACAGACAUUCUGGAUUGAUUUGUCGGUCAUUGAAUACUUUUCGUAUGUAUGUACUGUGUGUGAUCGCUUUUUUUAUAUUAUGUUUAGAGACAAAUGCAUGUAUGUGUCUCAGGUCAUUUGUCAGGUGAUGUGUCAUAAAACAGAAUGUAUAGUCACUGAAUCCUUUUGUGGCUACUUGGUCACUGUAUGAGAUGGAAUCAGUCACCAGGAGAGUAGCAGGGUGAAAUACUCUGUAAUGAAAGAUUUUGGUUUGUAGAGGGAGAUCUUUUGAGCUGGAAAAUACAAUCUGUACUGACAAUUUAACAGGACACAGAAUAUUUAAAAUAAUUGUCCAGUCAGGUUAGUAUAUCUCCUCAAUGUGUGGUAUUUAUUUAUGAGAGAGAAUAGCAAUUGUAGGAUUGCUGAUUAUUAUUAUUAAUCUACUGGCAAUGGAACUACGUGUCAAAGUAUGAGUAAAUUGCUCUAAGUUUCACUCGUUACGUUAGCUUAUAAAGCCUUAAACCAUAAAAACAAAACAUUAGGUCUGGUACGACAGAAACAGUCAUAUCGGUACUCUGACAAAUCAUGAGCAAUUCCAUGUGGCCAUAACACUUACUAAUGUCAUUGACUAUGGGCCCUAUGCACUAUGUUUAGAGUUAGUGCAACAACUGUUCUAGUACCAUGAAACACUGAUCACCAUGUUAUAGAUCAUUACCAAAAUUAUUAUUACAUGGGAUCAGUUACUAUUCAAAUAAAUAAAUUGCUCUAAGGAGCAGAAAUAUUGACAUUCGACUUUUCAAGCUCGUUAUGAAUUAUCUGGCGUUGAGGUGUCAUUCAAUUGUUUUGUAAAUGUUUGUAUUACUCAUGUCUUAUGGCAUCGCCAUAAAUGUUUGUAUUUUCAGGUUUAGCACACAAAACAUACUUUGACGUGUAUAGCUAUUGUAUAACAAAAGAUAGCCAGUGGCAAGGGCUAUAUAGGUGGCCCUUCUCGGAGUCUAAAAACACUGUGCAAUACUCUGCUUUCACUGAGCAAUUGUCAACUCAUGGUUCUUACUUAAAACUCUACUUUUCUCAAUGUAGCCACAAUUGUUGACCUGUCUUUUCCCAGCCAAUGUGCCUGUUGCCUAUUUCUGUGUGGGCAUAGCAAUUCCUGGUUCCUAACCUUCUGUAAAUUACAUGAAUAUUGGUGAAGUGUUUUUGCCAAAGGUAGUGAGUGACAUACCGUCUAUGUCUAAAAUGAACAUUUCUGCACUGUAGGUAUGUGAAUUUACUUGGCUAUUACAUAAUGCUUCACUAAAUAUUACGCUUGGUGUUUGGGCAGCAUACAUUUUUGUUCACUGUUUUCAAUACAGUAGCUUAAAUUAGAAAUGGAAGCUUCUCCUCAGGUACGUGUUCAGUUUACACAUCAAAUUCAAACACUUUCUGGUAGAAACAUUUUGGUAUAAACUUGUUUGCACAUGGAAUAUCAGUAAGAGGUUCCUUCUAAUUGGGCCAUUUUUUUUUUAGGAUAUAAGUUAUUUAUGGACAGAGAUGUGACCUGUGGUAGAAUUUUAAAUCCUUUUUGUGACGUUCGUGUAGUUUCAGUUGGAAUGUAUCUCCUUUUCAAAUACUAACAUAAAAAUAUAAAAAGUGAAUCAUUUUGGCUGGAAAAGGAAAGUCAUCAUUGCAUGAUGUUUGUUAUUUAGUAAAUAUGAGAAUGAUUUACUACUUUGCAUUGUUUGGAUUAGUGUAUAGUUAUUUGCUUCAUCGAAUGCCUUGCUGAUAACAUUGAUUCUGAAGUGUCUGAAUGUUCUUUUCCUUAUUAUUUUGAAACGCUAUGUGGCAAGGUCAGGAAAGUUCUUCUUGUGGACAAAUACACGUCUCUACAACUUGGAGUCAAAUAAAUUGUUUGAGGAGCAUGUCUUAUCUCUAUGGAUUAAAAAGCCCACAUUCCUCUCUUCUCUCUGUUGGCCUUGGCGUAAAAAGUAACUUCUGGCAGGCCAUAAUCACUCACAAUGCUCAAACCUUAUUGUGAAUAUCAGAAAAGAAAGAUGUAAAAGUCAGGAAUGAUGGUCUAAAAUGACUGUAUAUGAAAAUUGCUUUCUCUGUGUCACAGUAGGUUGGUGGCACCUUAAUUGGGGAAGACAGGCUCGUGGUAAUGGCUGGAGCGGAAUAGUUGGAAUGUGUCAAAUACGUCAAACACAAACACCUAUUCCAUUCGAUCUGUUCCAGCCAUUAUUAUGAGCCGGCGUCCCCUCAGCAGCCUCCACUGCUCUGUAUCAUCAGUAUUUCUGUUGGUGAACUGAUAACAGCCAAUAAAUGAGACAAUGUGCUGCUG